Geodia barretti is the source of this 5766-nucleotide messenger RNA. The record is from the annotation of a GenBank genome assembly. NCBI's taxonomy places the organism in Eukaryota, Metazoa, Porifera, Demospongiae, Tetractinellida, Geodiidae.
CCAUCAGCCUCUUAUCAAAACAAAGGAGUGGCUAUAUACCGCAGCUAUCUUUGCGAGGGCCAGUCUGCUAGUCUCUUUAGCUAACCUUCCCCUCUCUACUCUCACCACAACAGUUAGCUAGACCGCGCUACUUCAGAACGGCGAUGGUGAUUCCUACCAAAUUCGUCUCGCUUGCAGUUCUGAGUAUUGUGGGUGCACGCUGCUUCCUCAGCACUGCAGCUCAGCCAACUGCAACGCAACAGAGCUACCUUUACUAUCAUCUGGACAGUCCGCCGACCGACUUGCAAGUGUCGCCAUUUGACGCAAGCAUAAUUGUGAGUGCGGGCCAGAAACUGCAUCUACUGAACCCAGACUUUUCUCCCAAUUCAAGUUUGUCGACGCACGACGGAGGAGAAGUCCACCGGAUCGCUCUCUCCUACAACACCAGUGACGUCGUGCUCGCCUGCAAGGAUGGCUACUGCACUCACUAUGAAGUUGACUGGCUGUUUCCAGAGAUCCUCAAAUCAACAAUGGUUGGAAGAGGUUACGAUAGUUUUCCACUCUCACUAGAUCCUGGUGGAUUCUAUAUUGCCAGUACGGAUAGCAUCUCAAUGACAAUCCUGCAGCUUGACCAAGAUUCAAACACUUUGCGCAAUUACGACGGUGUAUUCCAAAACGAAAACUUCUUACGCCGACAGUUUCUGCACGGAUUCCAGAUGGGGAACUUUGUCUAUUACAUUGUUAGAGACAACGGUACACAUUCAUCCAACAACGUUCGCAUCAUGCGACUCUGUCACGAUACUGAAGUGUCUGAUUUUUGAUGCAGAGUACGAGGCAGUUCUUGAGUGCAGUGCCGUGUCCCCAAGCAGCAAGGUUGAAGUCAGUCACAAUCUAAUAGACGAAUUCGGCAAUGCCGUCAUUACUAUUUCGGUCACUACCGAUCACGAAACAAACUUGUGUUCAUUCUUUCUCGAGGAUGUCAAUGCAGAGAUGGACAAGUCUUAUACACAGUGUUCCAAUGGAGAGAAUAAUGCCCUCGCGAUACGACUGGUGUGGUAUACCGAACAAACCUGUACUACAUUCAGUAAUUUGGCCAGAGGUUUGUGUGAUUUCAACCUGGCUAAUCACCUCAAUUCAGAACCAGCCCUAGCAGCCUUUGACCCAGUCAGAGGCCAACAUCUGCUGAGGUUCAACAACAGCGAAGAAAUCACAGCAGUUCUUACCGCUCGAGUAGGAAUGACAACCACCACUGACCUACUCUACGUAGCACUAUCAACAAGCCAGGACGACCAUUUCCUAGACAAGUACCAUAUUACUGCUGAUGGUGAAGUGGAGCUUGUAUCCAGAGACCAGUACAGUCUGCCCAUUACCCUACUCAGGUGGAAUGAGAUAAUGCAGGAGAUAUACGGAGGGAACGUCAACGGCGUCUUUGUAAUACCGCUGGAAAGGUGCUCAAAUUAUACCACCUGCGGUGAAUGUACUGGCAGUGGAGACCCACUGUGUGGCUGGUGUACAUUAGGACAGUACUGCAGUCAGAGUGUUGAGUGCUCGGGAAGCUCUCACACGGCACACUGGGUGGACAACCAACACCUGUGCAUUGCCUCUGUUUCCCUCACACGAGCUUCAAUGGACGUCGACCUUAUUCAGAGUGUGGAUUUGACAAUAGACCCAGCUGAAGCUAGCCUGCCAAGUCAUCCUCCGCACCACUAUCAAUGCACACUCUAUCAUGGGAGCAUUGAUAAUGCAACUUACUCCCUCACAGCUCCUUUUACCAAUGGAGCAUGCCAGCUACAACAAGCACAGGUUGAUGCCUUUGAUGGAUCGCAUAUAGAUUUGAACUUUCGACUACAGCUGGGCACCAGUACUACGGAAAUAUUUCCUACAUCAUCAAUGCUAGCCUUGCACAACUGCUCUCUACAUACUGACUGUUUGAAGUGUGUGGAAGCAAGUGAGGUGUGUGGAUGGUGCGUUCACGAUCGCAUCUGCACAGGGAACCCAACUAGCUGUCGGCAUGAAGAAGACUGGAGAACAAUUGAUGAGGAUGGUGUAUGUCCGGUUGUUAAUACUCCUGACCGUGGCAGCUACACUUUGCCAGUCUCCGUAAGAAGGGAACUGAUUCUAUCCACCUUCAACAUACCACCCGAGAUUCCUGGAUAUGAAUACGGGUGUCAGAUAAGGUAUGGAAAUGGAUCAGUACUGGGAUUGGAGGCUCAAUACUAUAAUCACACUGAAUUCAGAUGCCUGACAACAGAGGACCAGGUUCACAUGUCUGCAGAUGUCACUAAUGGAUCUGAAACCACUCAACUCGAAAUUCUGUGGCUGAGGAGCUCCGAUAAAUUUUCUGUCAUUCUACACACCAUAAGGCUGACACUGUACGACUGUGAGCUGAUGGGCAGUGACUGCUCAAGUUGUCUGUCGACCAACAUUGGGACGGGGUUCGACUGCCUCUGGUGUGACAAACUGGACACUGCAGACAUCUGCACAGUUCUAGACCACUGCAAGACACACUCUACACUCUUCAAUGACAUCAUCGACUGCCCUCUCCCUACUAUAACAGGCAUCAGUCCAGUGUCAGGUCCAACAGUGGGUGGAACUCGUCUGACAGUCACUGGAACAAACAUCGGAGCAGUGGCUGGAGACGUGACAGUGGAACUGGUGAAGAUGAUGAACCAAGUCACCGAGGAACGAACACCAUGUCUUGUUGACACGAACAGAUAUAUUCCAGGAAGCCAGAUAGUGUGCACCACAAGUGAAGCAUCAGAGGGAGAUCAUCUUGUCUCAGUCACCAUCCGCAGAGGGACGGGCACUGCUAGACCACUGGCACUACCCCACACCUUCACUUUCGCCCACCCCAUCAUCAACAGUGUCGAGCCUCAGCAAGGUCCCAAAGCUGGAGGUACCUAUGUCCUAUUCCAAGGUUCGAACCUCGACAUCAGCAGUCCUGGAGCUGCCAAAGUGUUUAUUGGAGACGUUCCAUGUGAUAUACAGGAAGUGACUCCGACUGUAAUAUCAUGUGUGUCGCGGGCUGUCGCGGCAGCAUCUUCGCAGCAUCGGACACGGGUUGUGAUUGACAAUGCAGACAUGCCUUCAGAGCUCUACAACUACACGGAGAAUCCAGUCUUUACCAGAGUUGAGCCUCAAAACAUCAUUCCUGCUGGAGGUGUGACCCUGACAUUUAGAGGCAGAUAUCUCAACAUUGUGCUCCUCCCAGAACUCAUCAUAACUGUUGACAACUACACGCUCUUUGGUACGUGCACGCCACGAAGUUCCACGAUACUCAAGUGCACGGCUCCAAAACUGCCGGUUGUUUUGCUGAGCAGUGGCACCAUCGAACGUAGGGCCGUGCCACGGAGUAGUUUGACUGGCAUCAUCAACUACACCAUCACAAUGGAUGGAGCAGAGGGCCCGAGAUCAGACCAAGUAGAUCUACAGAUUGUGGUCAAGCCGAACCCCGUCUUCUAUGCGCUACACAUGAAUGACAGAGACUAUACAUUGGACAGCGGACGGUCGAUUAGAAUAUUGGGAUCCAACAUAGAAUCUGUGUUGCCCAGUGAGCUGUCAGUAUUGGUUGAUGAUGCUGUCUGCACUCUUGCAGUGUUCAGCUAGUCUUUGCUUUUCUUCUCAUUUUCCAGCAAGUAAGGUGCUUCCCUCCAGAUACAGUGCUGCCUGGUGACAGGCUAGUGAAAGUGUACGUAGGUAAGAGUGGUCUGAACUACUCUGUGGGGUUCCUGAGGUACAGCAAGGACAGUUCCAGUGGGAGCAACAGCGAUUUUCUCCUCAUAAUCAUUCCUGCCCUGGCUGGGAUCAUCAUCGUCAUGCUCACUCUCCUGGCACUCCUCUGCUGCUCUAUCGGAGUCCUCGUCCGUAGGAAGAGAGCUUACAAGACCAAGCAGAGGUCCACAGCCUUGCGCGAGGAAGACAAGACUGACAUGGCUCUGGUGCCAGUGUUCCCCAACAUGUACAAUGGGAAUGGGAGCAGACACGUGUCGGGAGAACACGAAUAUGACACCAUCCCCGACAUUCUUGAGCAGAUGCAGAUUCAGCAACUUCAGCAGAUGGAAAUGAUAACGUGUGCAGCGCAGCACAGGAUCCCGCUCACAGACAUCCAGACUCCGCCCACCAAACGCAGCAGCAACAUCUACUACAGCGACGAUGAGGGGCAUGGCUCCAGCACAGGCAGCACAAACAACAACUCAUCUCCAUCGUCGCGACCAAACAGCGCCAUCCUGUCCGGAGGCUCCCAGCCCCACAUUGUUAGCACGACUGGGUCACUCUCCUACAAGAAUGUCAAACACCUUCCCCUGCCACCACUGCCAACCUCAAUGAGUGAUGAGUACGUGGCAAUGCAUUCGUACACCACUGACGGCAGCUCGAGCCCAGCAGGUCAGUCCUCCUACCUUCCUCUGGACAAGACUGGGUCGCCUACUACCACUGCCACAGUGGUAGUCCAUGGCCCUCCAUCCCCACUGGAACCUGACAAAGUGGCUGUGGGCGACGACUAUGACAAACUGGAGCCAAAGAAAGAAGAGGAGAAAAAGAAACUGACAGAAGAGGAAGAAGUGGGAGACGUGAACGAGAAGACAACCGCAGCUGAACUCACAGUCGUGGUCCUACCUGACACGCCAAUACUUGGAGAAGACUCCACUACUGCCUGAUCACCAGAACAUGUAUAUACACAAACUUAACACAGGACACUAAAGCACAGCUCAGCCAGAUAAUCCACAUGUAUAUAUACACCAUCAAUCGUGUGUGUAUAUCUCACAUAGACCAACAUAAUGACUAUGUACAAAUCUUGUGAAAAUUUCAAUCAUCACAGCAGCACAGUGAGCUAUCAUGUAAUUACACUUGUUAUGUCGUCACCAAUUUUUAAAGUUAGACUCGAUUUCAUUUGCCCUAUCAGCAUUAUCUGUACAUGUCAUAUAUACAGUCUAUAUUGUAGUUGUGAAAACAGGCAUAAUCAGUACAGUUCUCUAUUAUGAUAGAUAUUACAGAGGAAAUAAGUCAGUAAAGGGUUUUAAUUAAAGAAACUAUAGUAUUGAUUUAUAUUUUAGUAUGAACUGAAGGAAACGUGGAAUUUUAAUCCUAAAAAGGCACGAGCCAGCUCUGUAAGAGUUAAAGAUUAAAGUGUCAGCCUUUAACCAAACCUACAUAACAUCAGUCCUCGUUAUCUUGCAUAUUGAAAUCUCCAGUUGCAAAGACCUCCUUGAUACCUUGGACCCUCAGCACCACUAGUUUAUUUCCCUGGAGUAGAAUGCCUCCAGUUCGAUUCCCAAUUUCGUCAUUGGUAUUGUCGUCGUCGUUGUAGAAGGCGUAUUUGGUGUCCGCUGCCGUUAGCGAUUUUGCGUAGACAAUUACCUCGUCUCGUUCGUCUCGAGUCACCUCUGCAUCCUGCGCAUCUAAAACCGCUAUCUGAUCCUCUGACUGAAUUUGUCGGGCGAGUUUUUCAGCACUGGUGGCAGACUCCUGGGACAGUAGAAUCUUUAUCUCUCGUACACUUUCCUCCUUAUACAACCUGUAUUUUCCAUCCUUGAUUUCUCGGAGUUUGACGCACUGUCCACAGACAAUAUUGCUGCCUCCACCCUCUCCUUCCUCUUCCUCCUCUUCCUCCUCUUCCGCACUGAUGUCACUGCUCUCAGCUUCAUUUCCUUCAUCAUCAGAGGGUCCACCGUCAGACUCAGAGCCAUCAAUCUGGUACUCUUCAUCACUCUCACUGGUCACACCCUCCCCACCCACACCCUCCCUACUUUCCCCAUCUGCCGCCUUGCCAGUGGAAGAUGUACACGGUCC